Oncorhynchus keta (chum salmon) is the source of this 1652-nucleotide messenger RNA. RefSeq names its product oocyte zinc finger protein XlCOF6.1-like. The transcript is spliced from 2 exons. The record is from RefSeq and is a predicted model, not a curated record. Gene Ontology annotation, molecular function: DNA-binding transcription factor activity; RNA polymerase II cis-regulatory region sequence-specific DNA binding. Bases 127 to 1131 code for a protein of 334 amino acids. Lineage: Eukaryota; Metazoa; Chordata; Actinopteri; Salmoniformes; Salmonidae. Gene Ontology annotation, biological process: regulation of transcription by RNA polymerase II.
UGACGAUGUUCGUGGUUGAGGUCACGUGGUCUUGGGUACAUUUUGUCUGAGGUUUUUUUCUCCAUACGUAGCCAGUCUACUAGCUAGAAGUGGUCAAGUCUUUUACAUUAAUUAGGUCUUGCAAAAAUGUCCAAACUACAGUUGUUGAAUGGGUUUCUUACCAAGCGACUAACCGCGGUUGCCGUGGAGAUAUACGUAGAAGUAGAAAAAACGAUAACAGAAUACCAGGACGAAAUUUCCAGUUCAAAGGAGGAGAUCAAGCGUUUACGACGGCUGCUUGAUUUGGUUUUCAAUCCGGAGAUAAAAUUACAUCAAUCAGACCUCCAUCAGCUCUGUCUCCCAGAAGAGGUCCCCCUUGAACAGCAGCAGUGGAGCCCCAGUCUGAAGCAGGAGAAUCCAGAGCCCACACAAGUUAAAGAGGAACAUGAGGAACUCUGGACCAGUCAGGGGGGAGAGCAGCUUAAAGAGCUAGAGUCUGAUACCAAAGAAUUCAUAUUUACUCCUGCUUCUGUCGAAAAUCAGGGCCCACCUCAGCCCUCACAUCUUUUCCAAAUGCAAAUUGUGGAGUCCCCUACCAGUACAACUAAAGAGAUCAAGAUGAAACCAAGUCACAUUGGUGAAAACCCUUGUCUUGUUUGUGGCAAAUGUUUCAACUGUAAAUCUGCUCUGGAAAGGCAUAUGAGGGCCCAUACUGGGGAGAAACCUUAUUGCUGCAGUGUAUGUGGCAAAUGCUUUAGUCAGAUCGGACAUCUGACAGUGCAUAUGAGGGGACACACAGGGGAGAAACCGUUUAGGUGUGAUAUUUGUGGCAAACUGUUUUAUUGGGAAUCUGAUCUGAAAAGGCAUAAGAGGACCCAUACCGGGGAGAAACCUUAUGGCUGCAAUGAAUGUGGCAAAUGCUUCCGUCAGAUAGGACAUCUGACUGUGCAUAUGAGGCGACACUCAGGGGAGAAACCACACAAGUGUCCUCUGUGCAGAAAAUGUUUUACCACAGCAUUUCAAUUAAGAUUACAUACAGCAAGUCAUACAGGAGAGAAACGGUAUUGCUGUCAAUAUUGUGGUAAAUGCUUCAACCAGAAAAUAAGUCUGACUAAACAUUUGAGUGCACACACAGGGGAGAAACUUAAGUAGUGCAAGGAAUGUGGCAAAUCCUUCAGGAAGAAGGGAACUCCGAGCAACCAUAUGAGGCAUCACACACCGGAGCAAAUAAUGCAGCAUAAUGCAGCAACCUGAGUGGAAAACUGACAAUUUGAUUAUUCACACUGGAGAGAACAAUAUACAGUGGGUAUAAAAAAGUAUUCACUCCUUUUGACUUUUUCAGAUUGUGUUAUGUGGGGUUGAAAUGCUGGCCUGCCUCUCUAACACCUAGGUUACCUGCCGUCCCAUUUGUUGCCAUUUGUUCCAUUGUUUACGUUGGUUCUUGGUGUCUGUUUCCUUUAUGGUAUGCACGCUGUACAGUAAGCUCACCACUUGCUGUAAUCAGAUAACUGUGGACAUUAUUUCAUUAAGGAAAUAAAUACAUAUUUCCUUUAUUCUCUCUGAUGGUGUCAAAUGACCAUGCUGAAAUAUAUUCAAGCUGUGAAAGUGUAAGGACAUUUUCUGAGUGAUUUAUAAUCAAUAAAUGUACCAUAUUAAACAUUGAAUAAGGAAUA